GGAAAAGAGGAAGGGAGGAAGGAAGGAAAGAAGGACAGGAAAGAAGGAAGGGAGGAAGGUAGGGGAAGUGUUCAUACAUGCAAACAUUCACUCAGACAUACCUGCAGAACAUCAAAGAGAAAGAAGGAGGAACUAGAUGUUGUAAAAUGAUUCACAGUAACUGGAUCAUUAAAUCUUUAUGAGAUUUAUUCCACUAUAAACCGUCGCUGUGUUUUAUAUAUAAAAUGACCUUUGACCCCUUCAGGUGACGGCAGAUGUGCUGCAGUAAAAACAGAGCAGAGGGAAGUGAAGCAGACUGAGAGAGAUGAACAGGAGCCGAUCACUUCCUGUGUUGUGAGGAUCGUCCUGAAUGACUCACCUGAGGAAAGGCCGAUGAAACCUGCUGCGAGGGAGAAAUAUGACUCUGGAGGAUUUAUAGAAGAGUCCAAACCUCUGCAGGCCGGCAGUGAGGUGACGAGCCCGACGGAGACACGUUACUUCUUGCAGGACAGAAAUACUCUGAAGCUCAGCGAGCAGCAGCAGCAGCCGCAGCUAGGCAACAAGCUUCUGCUCUUUAAAGACGAGGCAGCGCAGCUUGAAAGCUUCCAGCCUCUGACCUCACAGCCCGAGAGUAGCGGAGAGUUUGAGACUCUGCAAAACGUCCGCUCUGGUUUAUAUAAUCCUGAGACACCCGAGGAAACCCGGAGAGGAACCCAGAGUCAGCACGAAGACCUUUCCCAUGAAAAGGUCGACUUCAAUGCUCCUCUACAGCCCCGAUAUUACACUCCUCCUGUUUUCCCACAAGCCGAAAUGAAAGCGAUGUCAACGUUAGAAAGAGCUGAAGCUGAGCUAGUCCAUAAGGUGAAAGGUCAGUUUGAAGUCGCAGCAUCUUAUAAAAAAAUGGCCGCCUCCGAGCAUCGAUGGGAACCAACCAUGCAGCACAACUCACACGUCUGGAUCCCCAGAAAUCAGGAAGUUAUUGUUAGUGUCGAGACGGAGAGAGUCUCAAGCUCCGAGGACGACGACGUGGAAACAAAAACACACUCUCAUCUGUGGCAGAGCGAGUCGAGACCGAGCUGCUGGAGGAGGGAGGUCAAAG
This is a messenger RNA of Scomber scombrus (Atlantic mackerel), 1078 nucleotides long. RefSeq lists its product as uncharacterized. NCBI's taxonomy places the organism in Eukaryota, Metazoa, Chordata, Actinopteri, Scombriformes, Scombridae. The record is from RefSeq and is a predicted model, not a curated record.